Messenger RNA from Rhizophagus irregularis DAOM 181602=DAOM 197198, 579 nucleotides. Lineage: Eukaryota; Fungi; Glomeromycota; Glomeromycetes; Glomerales; Glomeraceae. The record is from RefSeq and is a predicted model, not a curated record.
ACAGAAACAGAAACUUUACAGCUUAUUGUUGGUAGAUCAACUGUUCAAAUUUGGCAUCAAGUAAAUGAUAGUAAAAACAAAGAUGUACUUCCUAACAAAGGAGAAGCCUUUCUUGAAUAUAUAUGGUCAAAUCGUAUUCCAGUAAAACAAGAAAGAGAAAUAACGAGUUUAAGAAUUGAAAAGUUUGAAUAUGGACCAAAUUAUGGAUCAAAAAGUAAAGAAUAUGAUUUUUAUUUAAAAGUUUAUUGGUUUGAAAGAAAUGAUAGUUCAAAACAGGAAGAGCGUAAAAAAAUGACAGAGCAAGAAAUAAUAAAGGAAGAAGACGAUGAAAUAAAUCGUAUAGAAAAAGAAUUAAAACAGAUUAAUAGUAAAGAUAAUGACCUAAACGAAGCGGAAAAAGAGAAAAAAAGACAAGAAAUAAUAAAUAAUUGUGUAAAGGUAAAAAUACGAGAAAAAGUGAUUCGAGGAAAAGAUGCUAUUAAAAAAUCUCAUGUAGCAAGACACGCUUGCAAAGCAUUAGAACAUACAAGAAAGCGUUAUAAAAGUAAAAGCGAUGCGGAUAAUUAUAAAGUAAGUUAA